AUAUGGUAUAAUCUAAUAAUAGUAACACCAUCAGCUGCUGCUCACUUCCUCCACACAAUGUCUUCAGUAGUGGAGCCAGUCCCCCACUGCCCACUGUGUACCGACCGGUCGCCCAGCAACAAUUUUAAACUGUUACCAUGCCAACACUCGUACUGUGAGCGAUGUCUAGAGGAGCUGCUCCUGCUGGAGCCAGACGGACACUCGUAUGUACUGGCCUGCCCUUCAUGUAGGUUUCCUGUGAGUCUAGCCUCAGACGGGAUACUGGGACUACCCACCAUUGAACCAAGAGGAGGAGGAGGAGGAGGAGGGAAGGAGGAAAGAAGGACCUCCUCCUCUUCUAUAGGUCCUGUGUGUUCAAGGCAUGAUAAAGUGAUCCAGCUGUACUGUGAAACUUGUUUGAGUACUGUCUGCCAAUCCUGUGCUGUUGAAGAUCACGGGAACCAUCUUUACUACCAAAUCAACCGGAGCCAAUCAAAACACAGGGAAGAGGUGAGGGGAGGGCUCAAGGAUAUAGAGAAUAAGAGGAACCAGUACCGAUCCUCCUUGAGCAAAGUGAGGGAGAGAGAGGAAGAGGUGAAGAGAAGGAGUGAUGAGAUACAGGCGGAGAUUGAGUCACUGGCUGAAAGGCUGACCCAACUGGUGGAGGAAUCAAAGAAUAAUCUCCUAAAAGAACUGACUAGCAUCAAAGAGAAGAAGCUGAGGGUAUUACUGGACCAGAGGACCCUGGGGGAGGAGAGGCUGGUGGAGAUAGAGAGAGUGAGUGAAUCACUAGAGCAGUUUCUAUCAAUAGAAUCAAACCAGCAGUUCCUCUCACAGAAGAAGACGAUGAUGGAACUCAUUGAUAGAGUGAACACAGGGUCUGGUCUAUCAGAUUUUGAACCAAACGAGAGAAAUGACAUUAAAUUCAAAGGAUCAGGCAGCCUGCUGGUCCUCAAUAAAACCAUUGGAGAGAUAGGAGGGACACUGCUCCAUCAGUACUGCUCUCCUACUGUCACCAGCAGUGCCAGUAUAGUCACUGCUAACAGUACUACCAUAUUCCACUUGAAGCUCAAGAGCGAGGAUAGACCAAUCUCUGUAUCAACUGAUUUAUUCUCUUGUAAGCUCCUCCCUCCUUAUGAAGCCCCACCCAUUGAUUGCGUAAUAAAGGAGGCAUGUCCUGGAGAGUACUGUGUGAACAUGAAGCCGACCAGCGAGGGACUACACAAACUAUCAAUAAAGAUCAACGACUGUCACAUCAACCGCAGCCCAUUCACCAUACCAGUGGCACCAGCGACCAGCGGACUAUCAACGACCAUUAUACCUAACGUACACCAACCAUGGGGCGUGGCAGUGGGUGGGGCCAAUAACGAGUAUCUAUUGAUAGCAGAAUCAGGAACUCAUGUGGUGAGCCUAUAUCAGACCAGUACCGGAUCCAAACUGAGAGCCAUUGGGGGGAAGGGUAAGGAGGAUGGGAAGUUCACUGAUCCAAGGGGUGUGGCUAUUACUCCGACCAAUCAGAUUCUAGUAACGGAUUACGACAGAGUGCAGAAGCUGACGGUUAAUGGUGGGUGUGUCCGGUCAGUCUGCGGUAAGGGGUCUGGAGCACUUCAGUUCCAGGAACCAAAAGGAAUCACCUGUUCCAAUAAUAGGAUACUCAUAGCAGAUACCAAGAACCACAGAAUACAGGUACUGAAUAACGACUGGAGCUAUUGCCAAUCAUUCGGAGCUGACGUACUCAGGUUCCCAUGGGACGUUACAUGUGAUGAAGAUGGAUACGCCUACGUAGUUGAUAAUGACACUCAUAACGUAUUCAAAUUCGACCACGAUGGGAAGUUUAAAAUGAAAUUUGGUUCAAAGGGUUCCGGACCAGGUCAGCUCCAAUGGCCAGCUGGUAUAAGCUACAGUAGGGACCACCUGUACAUCACUGAUGAUAACAACAGGGUAUCCAUAUUUGAUACAACAGGGUCCUUCAUAAGACACAUCACACUGGACAAGGGGGAUGCUGGUAACACUGGUACUAUGGAGGAGGACGAUGGUAACAUGGUCAAUGGACGAGUGGACAGACUGAAGCAUCCUUUAGGAAUAACGGUUGAUGAAUUAGGAAAAAUAUACGUCAGCGAUUGCUGGAAUAAUAGAAUAAUAAUAAUAAACAAUAAUAAUAAUAUUAAUAAAUAAUUGAUAGUUUAA
Amphimedon queenslandica is the source of this 2166-nucleotide messenger RNA. RefSeq names its product E3 ubiquitin-protein ligase TRIM71-like. Gene Ontology annotation, molecular function: zinc ion binding; protein binding; ubiquitin protein ligase activity. Gene Ontology annotation, biological process: proteasome-mediated ubiquitin-dependent protein catabolic process; protein polyubiquitination. Lineage: Eukaryota; Metazoa; Porifera; Demospongiae; Haplosclerida; Niphatidae. The transcript has 2 exons. The record is from RefSeq and is a predicted model, not a curated record. The coding region runs from base 58 to 2154 and encodes 698 amino acids.